Molecule: messenger RNA, 4661 nt
Organism: Pelobates fuscus (common spadefoot toad)
Lineage: Eukaryota; Metazoa; Chordata; Amphibia; Anura; Pelobatidae
Product: zinc finger protein 184-like
Exons: 11
Coding region: 158-3232 (1024 amino acids)
Biological process (GO): regulation of transcription by RNA polymerase II
Molecular function (GO): RNA polymerase II cis-regulatory region sequence-specific DNA binding; DNA-binding transcription factor activity, RNA polymerase II-specific
Source: RefSeq, a predicted model, not a curated record
UUUAUCAAUGUAUUUUAAAGAAAUAAAACCAUAUUCUAUUAGCGUUUGGAAGACACUCUUUUCAUCAUUGUUUCAGCAUGAACUUCAAGAAAGGAUCGAAAACUAGGAGUCACCUCCACCACGAAAUUCCAUUCAUGAAAAUCUUGAAUAACCGAACAUGAACAAGGAGGAGACGCAGGGAUCUGCAAAAAUGUUAAAACGUAAUUUGAAAAAUAAAUACUUGCUAAGUGAACAGCCCAAAUCUGAGCGUGACGAUGAAGCAAUGUACAUCUAUAAGGGCACAGGAAAAGAUGUGAAAAAUGGAAGAGAGGACGUACGUGAAGAUGUAAGAACAACAAAAUAUUGGACCCUGAGGUCUAUAGGUCACCGCAAGAUGAGCAUAUUUAAUUAUUCUCAGAAGAGAUGCAUCAAUUUGAGACCUAGGGUUGUUCCGAAGAUUAAACAUGAAGAAGCAUUAUAUAUUCCUAGUCACUUUAAGAUUAAAGAGGAGAACAUGGAUCUGGAUGGCACCGAAGAUGAGCUGAUGAACAGGGAUAUAUCUGAAGUCGAUGAAACUUCCCUUGCUUUGUCAGACUGUAAGACGGAAAGUUUUGUUAACCAAGAUGCACAAGAAGAAAGCUAUCCCAGAAGAAGUAAAACAAGAAAUAUUUCUGAAGAGUAUUUCUUACAAAACUCAGAUAUUAUUCAGAAAGUGAUUGUUGGACCUAAAGGGAAAUCUUAUCCUUGUCCUGAGUGUGGAAAAUGUUUCAACUGUAAUUCCAGCCUUAUUGUCCAUCAGAGAACACACACAGGGGAGAAACCAUAUGUCUGUGUGGAAUGUGGCAGACGUUUCGGCCAGAGCUCAAAUCUUAUAAGACAUCAAAAUAUCCACUCAAGAGAUAAACCAUUUCUAUGUACUGAAUGUGGGGAAUGUUUCAGCCUAAUCUCAAGUUUAGUUACCCAUCGAAGGAUUCACACUGGAGAGAAACCAUUUGCUUGUUCCGAAUGUGGAAAACGAUUCGGCUGCAAAUCUCACCUUAUUAUACACGAAAGAACUCAUACAGGAGAAAAACCCUUUGUAUGUUCUGAGUGCGGAAAAUGUUUCACCCACACAUCAAAUCUCAAUAAACACCAGAUUAUUCAUACGGGGGAGAAGCCCUAUCUGUGUUCACAGUGUGGAGAAUGCUUUGGCUGUAACUCCAGCUUGGUUCGACACGAGAAAAUUCACACAGGGGAAAAACCAUUUGCCUGUUCAGAAUGUGGAAAACGUUUUGGCCGACGUUCGCAUCUUGUCAGACAUCAGAAAAUUCACACUAGGAUGAUAGAGAUGACCAAGGACACGAAGCAGAUGACGGAGAGGAUCUUGAACCAUGCUCUCGGGAUCAUCUUCUUACUGACUGGAGAGGAAUAUGUUGUUGUGAAAAAGAGUUCCCCGCACAGCAUUCACCUGCUGACUGGAGAGGUCCCGAUAAAGUGUGGGGAUAUUUCCAUCUCUUUCUCCAUGGAGGAAUGGGAUUACAUCGAGGGACACAAGGACAUUUACCAGGAUGUUAUGAUAAAGGGUCGUCAGGUGUCUGAUGCAAGUAGAAGUCCAAAAAGAAGAAGCACAGGAACCCAUGAGGAAAACGUAGACCCUGUGUUUAUUAGUGAGUUUCCUAAAAAUGAUAAACGUAACAGAGAAAGUGAACAAGUGGAAGUCUUGGUGAACACCUGUGAAGGUGAUUUAACUAGUGAUAUUGUACACAGUGGUGAAAUAAAUGAGGCACCAGUUGUGAAGAGUAACCCGGAAACCCAGGAACAACAAAUGGAUGGAGACAUCUGCACAGGCUGUUCCUUAGUGGAAGAUUCAUCCACGAAUAAGGAUAUGUUUAAAAAAUCCCAAACACAGGCUCCGUCUUCAGAUACGACAGUGGAAGGUGAUACCAUUUCAUCUUGCAAGAUCACCAGAGAGUCACACACAGCACAUUGUUCUGUGGACGAGACUGUGGAAAGUGAAAACUGCACAUCUCAUGGGCUUAAACAAGAAUCCCGUACACAGACUUGUGCAUUGGCUCAGACAGUGGAACAUGAUUCUGUUACAUCCCAUAAGUUUGUAGAGGAGUCUUGGAAAAUGUCCUCUUCAUUGGCUCACACAGUGGCGAAUACCAGUAGAUCACAUGACUUUCAAGGAGGGUCCUGGACAGUACCCUGUACUUCCGAUUGGUCAGUUGAAGGUGGCAAUGAGGCAUCCCAUGGAUGUAAAGAAGAAACUCAAGUAGUGGACUGUUCACUGCCUUGUACAGUGGAAGGUGAUACCACUACUUCUCAUGCAUUUCAAGGAGCUUCUUCUUGGACAGUGCCCUGUUUAUGGGAUCGGACUGCAGAUGUUGACAACUGUAUGUCUCAUAGUUAUCAAGGAGUCUCUAGAGAACACUCACCAAAUGAGUCAGGGUCGUAUGAAAGUGGAAAUAUAAUUUCAUUACCUUUAAGUGAACAUAAUAUGCACUUACUAAAUGAAAGAUUUGUUGAUGGAACAAUCCAAAAUAUUCACAUUAAGGAAGAAAAGAGCCAAGAGCGUGAACCAACAAAUACGGAUCCAAAGCUUCAAAAUUGCGAUAAGUGUGGUGAGCUAUUUAAUUCUGCAAAUAGCCUCCUUCUCCAUCAGAAGACACAUUUGGGGGGAGACACCUGUGAAAAGCAAUUGCCUACAUCCUCAAAUUUCUUUCUACAUCAGAAGAUGUCAUGUACCUGCCCUGUGUGUGGUAAAUGGUUCAGUAAAAGGGCUCAUUUGCUCAUACACCAACGAACUCACACAGGGGAGAAACCAUAUUCUUGUGCACAGUGCGGGAAAUGUUUUUCGAAAAGGUCUCACGUUGUAAUGCACUAUAGAACCCAUACAGGGGAGAAGCCAUAUGUUUGUACAGUGUGUGAGAAGUCUUUCGCCAAAAGGACAAACCUGGUCACCCACCUCAGAAUUCAUACCCGAGAGAAGCCAUUUAUGUGUCCUGUGUGUGGAAAAUACUUCACAAGACGAUCGAACAUGGUCACCCACCAAAGAACUCAUACAGGAGAGAAACCAUACUCAUGCCCUGAAUGUGGAAAGUGUUUUUCACAGAGGUCACACAUGGUAACACAUCAUAAAACACAUUCAGGAGAAAAGCCGUAUAUUUGCUCUGUGUGUGGAAAAGGUUUUGCUAAAAGGUCCUAUUUGGAAGUCCACCAGAGAACUCACAGAACUGAAAAAGUAAAUAUGUUCAACUCUGUUGAAUUUUGACACGAUUGGGAAACAUUUUACCUGUAUAUAGUCGAUUCACAGGCCCAGGUUUUGAAAGUUUGCUCUACAUCAUAACUGCCCAACAUUUUUAUGGUCAUAUGUUUCACUCAGAUGCACCUUUCGGUUUGGAUUCUGAUAAAUCAACAAUUCUAUACUGUAAACUAUAUAAACUUGAAAACAUUGCAAUUGACAAGGUUGGAUUUAAAAAAGCACAAACUAGGAUUAUACAUUUAAAAGAGUUGUUUGCAAAAAAACAAACAAACCAGAAUACUCACACUGACCAGUUUAUUUCACGGUUAUAAACAAGUACAAGGGUUUUGUUGGGAAAAAACAAUUGGUGCUACUAUAACCUAAUGUGGGUCACUACUCUACAUAUAAAAAGUGCAUUCACAAAACAAAAAACUAUUUGUGAGAGCACACAAAAUUACAUACGCUUGUACCAAAACAGUGGACAAAUAUAUUUUGUUCAUACAAUAUUGCACUAUGGUCUGUUCUUUAUUUUUUGUUUUUCUAGGUUUUAAUAUAUAUUAUAUUUUUGUACAGCCGUAUAUAAUUUCGGGUGCUCUUGCCAAUUCUUUAUUUUCAUAGUGGGAGGAAUAACAUACAGGCUUGUGAUGCCACAACAGUGAUGACAAGCUUAUUGCAAACUACAGUGUCAUGGCAUAAGAAGAAGUUGCACAUUUUAUAUUUUUAGGAAAGUAGAAUGCAUUACACAUGUUAGGUAAGUAUCAAUGCUGAUAUAGUUAGCCUAAGAAGAUUAUCCAGACAUGUAGAGUUGAUAGAGUGUUAAGAGAGCAUGCUAUGCGUACCUAGGUGCGCUCUUCGGUUUUAAAGUAUGCCUGUGUAGCCUUGGGGGGGGUAAAAAGGGGACACAUUAAAUAGCAGUAGAACAUGCGGCUUGGCCCAUGAGGGUAAGGAUAUAACGUGUGAAGCUAGGGCCCACAAAAAUGGAGCAAGCCGUGGGUCUAGGGGUGAGCAUUAAGACCAGAGGGCUUAGCCCCCGCCUGUGAGAAAAUGGGAGCUACCCCAACACGGAACAUGACCCAUGCAACUGUACCCCACCAGCCCCAGGUCCCCUCAAAGCCCAAUGCGCCAGUCUCAGUCUCAGCGUUGGAUACUGCCAGGGCUUGGUCUUGAGGUCUCUUAAGAGGUUGUUACGGCUCACGUGUAUUAGGGAUCCUCUGAGGGAGUGAGUGGUAUCCAGGGAACUGUCCCGGUUUGGGCCAUGGCCCAGGAAGGCAGUAAAUUGUUUUUUGUUUUGUGAAUGCACUGUUAGUGUGAUGUUUGCCAAGUAAUAUGUUGUAAGAUUCAGGACCUCAGUCUAGGAUGUCUUGUUUGUCAGCAGUUUCACUCAGAAUAAAUAUUCACAUAAUCUAAAAUAAAUAUCUGCGGAUAUUUUGGUCUUUUUCUUAAACUCUAUGUGAAAAGA